Molecule: messenger RNA, 1551 nt
Organism: Miniopterus natalensis
Lineage: Eukaryota; Metazoa; Chordata; Mammalia; Chiroptera; Miniopteridae
Source: RefSeq, a predicted model, not a curated record
UAAAUACUCAAACAUCUUCUUAGUCUUCAGGCAUUACACGAGUUUAUUACUGUUUUGUCACUGAAGAGAGAUGGUGAACGUGAGGAAAUAACCCUGAAGUGGAAUUGUCCAAAAGGAAUAUUAAGUCCCCAAGUGCCAUGAUAGACACCGCAGGUGACAUUCACUGUAAGGGCCUAGCUGAUCGGCCUGCUUUCAGCUGUGUUUAUUUGCCUCCACUUGUGAGUGCUGAUCUGAGGGAAACCGUCCCCUGCUUUGUUAAGAUAAUUAAUGUUUCUCCUUCCAUUUUUUUAAAGGAAAUGGCUAAAAUCCUGAAUCAUCCCCGAGUCUAUGCGUUCCUGCACAUACCCGUGCAGUCAGCCUCCGACUCCGUGCUCAUGGAAAUGAAGAGGGAAUAUUGCGUGGCCGACUUCAAAAGGGUAGUGGAUUUUCUGAAAGAGAAAGUUCCUGGAAUAACUAUAGCUACAGAUAUUAUCUGUGGUUUUCCUGGAGAAACAGAUCAAGAUUUUCAAGAAACAGUGAAACUUGUUGAAGAGUACAAAUUUCCAAGCCUCUUUAUUAACCAGUUUUACCCAAGACCAGGAACUCCUGCUGCAAAAAUGGAACAAGUUCCAGCUCAAGUGAAAAAGCAAAGAACAAAAGAUCUUUCUCGGGUAUUUCAUUCUUACAGUCCAUAUGAUCACAAGAUUGGUGAAAGACAGCAAGUGUUAGUAACAGAAGAAUCUUUUGAUUCCAAGUUUUACGUUGCACACAAUCGAUUCUAUGAGCAGGUUUUAGUGCCAAAGAACCCCACAUUCAUGGGGAAAAUGGUCGAAGUGGACAUUUAUGAAUCCGGGAAGCACUUUAUGAAAGGGCAGCCAGUAGCAGACGCCAGAGUAUACACUCCAUCCAUCAGCAAACCGUUAGCAAAAGGAGAAGUCUCAGGUUUGACCGAGGUUUCUGCUGAAAGACCACUUAUCAGUGAGAGCUUCCUGAGUAGCCCUCUGUAAAGUGCCCCCAUCAUCUGUCAGGGCCUAAUACCCCCUGUCUGUUCUCUACUCUUCUCCGUGAUUCACCUCAUCAUCAGACGCACCAAAUAUUUAUGUUUCUUUGAUUCCAGUUACUAAAAUGGAAGCCCCAUCCAUGAGCGCUGGUACGUUGUGCUUCAUUAAGCUCAUUGUCCUUAAUGUCUAGAACAGUGCCUGGCAGGGAGCAAGUGUUUAAUAAAUGUCUGUUGAGUGAAUGUGUUUGUGCUGGAGAUACAUGUACGUCCCUUACUGUAAAGGAGUGCAGGACCAACCGUCUGCUCAGUCUCGAUUAUCAGUUAGCUGUACUGUAAGUGCCUCAUGACAGACAACCACAAAACCUGAGUGAGUUCAGCUAAUCUCGACCAGGCUCACUCAUGUAUCUACAGUCAGCUGUAGGGUGGCUGGGCAGCUCUUCUAGUCUCUGUGGGCUUGCUGACAUGUCCGCUAGUUCAGCUGGCAGAUCUAGAGGGCUCAGCUGGGACUCCUUGGGUGAGUCUGCUCUGCUCCAUGGGUCUCAUCCUGUAACAGGCUAGCCUGGGCAUGUUCC